GGUAGACGUAUACAGAUCAAGUAAGAAAAAAAUAAAAUUUGGUCAUUUUUUUUUUCUUUGUCUAAAAGCUCCAAAAACGAUCGAUUUACGUGGCUGUGUUAUGAUUCUAUAUUCUUGCAACAGUAACAUGUCAAAAAUUAAGCUUUUUCAUAGUCAGGUAUCAUCAAUUUUCCAUAGCAACGCAAAUUUUGGUUGCUAGGGUACUUAUUUUCCCUAUUUUCGAAUGUAGGAUAAACAUUUCGUCAAGGAUUUCAACAGAGCUCCUUUGUAGGUUAAGUGCAGGCUCAAAAAAGCUAUAACCAAGUCUUCUUGCUACUCUUGGCCUGUACUUUAUGGUUGACUUCAAUUUUCAGUAGGCAAUUUAUGGUACCUAUUUGUGUCCUACUUGCGCGCUUCAAAUUGAGGAAUUAUUUUUUGACUGUUGCUUAUUUCAUAAAGAAGAUGAAAACGAGAGUUUUAGCUAGACGGAAAGGAAAGAAAAGACGGGUUUGUAAUGCAAACAUAAGGCCCCGAGAGGAUAAUGAAAUAUGCAUCUCAGAUAGGCCUAGGCCGUUCGGCGAUAACAGUGUCGCCAACCAACAACAAUGUUUGGGCAAUGCAGAUGCCAAUAUAGCCAGUGAACCAAGCACAAGUACUCCGAAAACAUCGUUAAAAGAAGUAAGAAAUAAAAGUGCUGAAAAGCUGAAGAACUCUGUUCUUUGCAAGUUGGAUCGAAGUCCAACAAAGGGAAGGGUAACCAGGAGAAGAAGUGCUAUGACAGGAAGGAUAAAAAAGGUGGGGCUAGUGGAAGGUUCAGGCUAUGCACUUAUUGAAGUCAAAAGAAUCCAAGAUUGUGUGAGUUCUGCUGCAAUCUGUGGAAAAUGCAGAAAUCCUAAAUCCAAAUUGACUCUUUUCGAAGAUGAGAAUUGUAGAAAAGGACUUGCUCAACAAUUUUUUCUUCAAUGUAGUCUCUGCAAGACAUCAACAGAGCUUGUCUCAAGUCACAAGACAAAAGCAAAAGGGCCUUUUGAUGUUAAUUUGAGAGCUGUACAUGCUGCCUCAAAAGGAUUGGGGCUAAAAGGUCUCUCAAGGUUUUGUGCAUCUACAGAUUUACCUAAGCCACCAAAUGCAAAGGCCUUUAAUGUAAUUUUGAAAAAUCUGUCUGACACUGCUCAUCAACAAGCUGUUAAGUGCACUAAAGAGGCUGCUGAAAGACUUAUAAAGAUUACCCAGGAGGAAGAGCCUGAAAAUAUAGAAGCUGAUGAGGAUGGUGCACCUAUAGCAAAAGUAGCUGUGACAGUAGAUGGAACAUGGCAGCGCCGUGGUCAUUGCUCCAAAAAUGGUGUAGUUUUUGUAAUUUCAGUAAAAACUGGUGAAGUUUUGGAUUUUGUAGUCAAAAGUAUGACUUGCCAUGAGUGCAUGAAACAUGGAGCUGCAAAUAUGUUGCAAGAAGCAUACAAAGAAUGGAUGAUUAACCAUAAACAAAACUGCAGUAUUAACCAUACAGGGUCCUCAGAUAGUAUGGAGAAAGAAGGUGCCAAAGAAAUAUUUUUGCGGUCAGUUUCAACAAGAAACCUAAAGUAUACAACUUUUGUUGGCGAUGGUGACAGUGACUGUUUUCCGAAUGUAAAGGAAGAGUGUCACAAGAAAUUUAAAGAUAAUUAUGUCGUUGUCAAGGAAGAGUGUGUUGGACAUGUCCAAAAGCGCCUUGGUACAGCUCUGCGUCGAUACAAACUCAACAUGAAGGGGAAAAAAAUAAGUGAUGGCAAAGGUGCUGGUGGAAUAGGGCGUCUAACAGACAAAGUUGUUGAUAAAAUGCAGAAUUUUUAUGGCCAGGCAAUAAGGAAAAACUCUGGUAAUCUUGAAGGCAUGAAGAAAGAUAUCCUCGCAAUAUUGUCACACAUGGUAAAAGAGGAUGGGAAAACUUUAGAGGAACAGCACAGGAAUUGCCCAAAAGAUAGCCAAAGUUGGUGCAAAUUCUGGAAAGACAGAGUCAGUUACAAUGACAUAAAGCGCCUAUCAGCAGUUUUCAUGCCAGAGCUAACACCAAUUUUCAAAAGGCUUUCAAAUGACACCUUGCUGAGCCGCUGUCUAAUGGGUGUCACCCAGAAUCAAAAUGAAGCUUUAAAUGGUGUGUUAUGGAGCAGAUGCCCCAAAACAAAGUUCUGUGGGAGAGCAAGGGUUGUUUUGGCUGUUUCUGAAACUGUUUGUCAUUUCAACACUGGUGCUGGUUCUACACUAACUUUAAUGGAAGCUUUAGAUGUAGAGCCAAGCUCUAAUAUGCUUUCAGCUUUGCGGCAUGAAGAUAUUAAUAGGGUAAAAGAAGCAGCAAGGAAAGUUUCAGAGAAAGCAAGGUUAUUGAGAAGAAAGAAAAGAGGCCAGAGGAAAUCAAAGAGUGCUAAUGAAACAGUUUCUUACCUUCCUGGUGCUUUUGGUGUUGAGAAACAACCAGAAGCAUAUGCAGUUGGGACUCAAAUAAAUACUGUAACCAAAUAUGGAUUAAAGAGAAAGAGAAUUACUGACAAAGAAGGUGCAAGAAACCAAGAGAAAAUGACAGUCAAUCAGCAGGAGCAAGGGAAAUUGAAUCCCAAAAAGAAACUUAAAAUUGAUGCUAACUCCAAGAAGGAAGUUAUCCAGAAAACAUUGGACGAGCCGAAAAUCAUGUUCGUAGAUGAAAGUCAGAUACAAUCAAUAAGGACAAUUUAGCAUGAAGUAAUGUAUAAGGUUUUUAAUGAUCACAAAGUUACUGGUGAAAUUUUAUUCUUAUCACAAACUGACUGUUUUCAAAAUGCUGCAAACUCAUAUAAUUUUUUUCCAUACUUCAACCUACUAUACUUUCAAAAUGACUAUUCUGAAUUUUUAUACAAACGUUACCCCCUGUUUUACAAACUAUAAAAUUCAAUCUGGGACUGAAGUAUUUUCAGGUUUUUAUUCAAAUAAUCAUUUUCCUGUUGCAGUUUCAUUUACUUUUUAAUUCAUAACUGAAAGGGACAGAACUUUUACCAUCACAGCAAUUCAAAUAUCAUGUAAAAACUUUGAAGCCUUUUUUCUCAGAAGUGUGCAAUUUGAUAUAAACUUGCGCUGCGGACUGUAGUUUUGUAAUGCCUAUGGUUAUAGGCCUGAAAUUUUCAAGCAAUAUAUAAUUUUUGAUGUUCUAUGCAAUGACUGUCUUGUUUUUUUCAUGUGGGCUUUCAGAAUUUAUUUAUUUUUAAAAAACAGUUUUCUAGGGUUAACCCCCCCGUCUUUUGAUUUUUCAAAAAUCUAAAACAGUCAUUUCACUCAUAGCAAUCUUUAUUAACUGUUUUUUGUCACAAAUGUGCAAAUAAAAGUCGAGGUUUGCCCUAGUUUUCUGCAGAGUUUUAAGAAGUUGGCCUGUAGUAGGACACUACCCCCGGUUUUUGGUACUACAUUUUGAAUUUUUUUUUCAAUUUUUGGAUAGAAAAAGGAUUGAUUCAGUUUUCCUGAAAAAUUCUAGGUAAUCGAUGCUUCAUGUGCUGAGUUAUAGAGGAAAAACAAAAAUUUUGUAAAAAGUUUUCAGAUCGGUAUA
Messenger RNA from Rhopilema esculentum, 3526 nucleotides. RefSeq lists its product as uncharacterized. The record is from RefSeq and is a predicted model, not a curated record. Lineage: Eukaryota; Metazoa; Cnidaria; Scyphozoa; Rhizostomeae; Rhizostomatidae.